Mytilus trossulus (common blue mussel) is the source of this 4360-nucleotide messenger RNA. Its product is annotated as LIM zinc-binding domain-containing Nebulette-like. NCBI's taxonomy places the organism in Eukaryota, Metazoa, Mollusca, Bivalvia, Mytilida, Mytilidae. Gene Ontology annotation, molecular function: actin filament binding. Gene Ontology annotation, cellular component: focal adhesion. The transcript has 15 exons. The coding region runs from base 142 to 1623 and encodes 493 amino acids. The record is from RefSeq and is a predicted model, not a curated record.
UUGGUGAUUAGCUGUUUCUCUCAUUACUUCCGUGUGAAUUCGAAAAUCAACACUUCAAUAGGAAUUCGAUGUCGUUUGUGUGUUUAUGAUAUAAUUUCUAACUGAUCUUUUAAUUGUGGAUAUAUGAAAGACUAACUCAAAAUGAAUCCUCCAUGUGCAAAAUGUACCAAGAUUGUUUAUCCAACAGAAAAACUGAAUUGUUUGGACAAGAUAUGGCACAAAGGAUGUUUCAAAUGUCAGUCGUGCAACAUGACAUUAAAUAUGAAAAACUACAAGGGUUACAACAAAUUUCCAUACUGCAAUGCACAUUAUCCAACCUCAAAACCCACACAAGUAGCUGAUACACCAGAGAACAGACGAAUAGCAGAUAAUACCAAAAUACAAAGUAAUGUACAAUAUCACAGUGAUUUUGAGAAAGCCAAAGGUUCCUACACUCAAGUCUCUGAUCGACUAGACUUAAAACAGCACCAAGUCAACACCAAUAAUAUUAGUAUGAUAGCAUAUCAUAAAGAUUUUGAAGAAGGAAAAGGGAAGUACAUACAAAUUGAAGACCCUGUUGAGAUGAGACAGAAUAUGAAAAACCAGGAAAACAUUAGCUUGAUUAAGUAUCAUGAAGAAUUUGAGAGGUCCAAAGGAGCUAUAAUGCAAGUUUCAGACACGGUGGAAAUGCAACAACAUAAGAAAAAUGUUGAAAAUUUCAGUUUGGUUAAAUAUCAUGAAGAUUUCGAGAGACAAAAAGGAAAGAAGAUGACAGUAGUUGAUGACCCUGAGACUCAGCGUGUACGACAGAAUACACAGAACUUCAGUCAGGUGACAUACUCUGGACAUAAGGAUCAACUUAGAGACAUGGAGUACAAAAGACCAGCAGAGCAAGUCAAUGUUCGUAGUAGAAGUUCUCAUCACUCUAGUCCACCUCAAUCACCAGGAUUUCAACAUGAAGUUAAACAGCGUGUCAGUGCAGCAAGCCCUCCUCGCUCACCUGGAUAUAGGGACCAACAAGAAGUUAGGCGUACUAGUGCCACCAGUCCCCCUCAAUCACCAGGAUAUAAUAGGGACUAUCAAGAAGAUGUUCGUGUGCGCCCAAAUCCCGGAAGUAUUCAUAACUAUGACCCAGUUAGAGACCAACAACAAAACCAAGGAACACCAUACUCAUCCAGGAACUCUGGAGCUGUAGUCUAUGAUUCUAACACAGGAAGAGGAUUAGAUAAAAAUUUUAAUGCCAAGGUCCAGCCGUUCUCUCUUCAUCAUGAUAGUAUGGAAAAUCCCGCUUCACAAAGAAAAGUUGGUUCCAUUUCGGAUUAUGACCCAAUAAACGACAGAUGGGGAUCAGUAACAGGACAGUUUUCUGCAGGAACCCAACAACCAAGAAACCAACCACCCCCACCACAACAGUUUGCCCAACCACCACCACCACAAGAAGCAGAUAGAUUUUCUGGAAAAGGAAUGGUUUGUCGUGCAGCGUAUGAUUACGUGGCUGCUGAUGAUGAUGAAGUCAGUUUUAACGAGGGUGACCACAUCAUAUUUUGUCAACCAAUUGAUGCUGGUUGGAUGGAGGGUACAGUGGAAGCAACAGGAAGACGUGGUAUGCUCCCAUCAAAUUAUGUGGAGACGGUCAAAAAGUAGUAGACAGAAGACUUAUUUCUAGCUAAACAUUUAUAAAAUUUUGAGUUACCUCCCCUGUUAUGCUUUAUCAUGUUAUUUUUGUGUAUAUUGAUUGUCUGUUUGUCCGUUUCAGAUAUUUUAAAUAUAGCUCAUUAUAACUAUUGCAUAUUUUAUUUAGGUGCUUUGAUAAAAGGGAGGAAGUCGGAUAUGUAUUAUUUUGUACGGAAAUAUGUUUGUUAAUUGAGAGUUAACAUGAUCAAAAUUAGAGCUUAUACAUAGUGAGUGUACACAUAGCCUUUCAAGACUCUUGCAUGUUUGAAAUAGAGGAUAAAUGAAAAAAAUAAAAUUAUAAAAAAAAGCAUGGUUCAUAUCGCUGUUAGUCAUACAAUUUAAUCUGAAAAAAAAAAGAAUUCAUUGUCAUGUUUCAACGUAGAUACAUGUAUAUAGAUACAUUGUAAAAUCAAUCAGUAUUCUUGUAGAGCUUGUUUUUUCGCUGUUACAAUUUUUUGAAAGAAGAAAGCUUUUUUAGGAAGAGAAUGUUCUCUUUAGUGAGGGGCGUAAAGGGGGGUGUCUGCACGGAUGAACCUGAAAUAAAAUUGCCAUUUCACAAUGAACAAACAAUUAAAAAUGUCUUGUACAUUAAUCUUUUUACCAAUUUCACGUAACAUGGUAAAUAAGGAACCUUUUUAACGACUGCAUGUGAAAUAAAAAUGGCAAAACAUAUUGCAAGGAAAUAACCCUUUACCACCCUCUUUAGUGGUAUGUUACUGCUUUAGCAUGGGAUUAUAACUGUGCAAUAUGAAAUUCAGUAUUGUAGAUAUCUUUGGAAUCAAAUUGCCUUCUUUUUGUUCAAGCUUUUGCUGAGCUUGCUGUUUGGAUUUUGGCCAAUUUCUUUAUGGGCAUUCAGGUCAUAUGAUAAUAUUUGGACAAUCGUAAUUUAUAGAGAUUGAAUGGUUAUGUGUUAUCUCUGUUUUCUGGGUUGUAUGUAUGGUUUUAUUUGUAUAAAAGUAGAAAUAGUUUAUUCAAGUCAUAACCAGAAACAUUUUGUUUAUUAAAUAUUUUUAAAGAAUCCCAUUUAUUUAAAAUAAAAAAUAAAUGUGAUUAUUACCUACAGUAAAAGCUUACUUAUAAUAUUAUGAUAUGGUGUUUAAUAUAUAGAGUAAACAAAUCAUGUCUCUGUCUUAGUUUGUCAGAUUUAUAGUGUAAUGCAUAUGUUAGAAAAAAUAUAAUACUUUUUCAUUGGUUUUCUAACUAACAAUUUUAUGGAAAGAGUAAUUAUGUCUUAAAACAAUGUGAAUGGUAGCUAUGUUUUAAACUUAAGAACUAUACCCAGAAGAAAAUACUCUUAUUUUGAUGAAUUGGUGAAUAGUUGUCUUGUUUUCACAUUUUCUUGUCCUUACACAAUUUUACUGUUAUCAGUGUUUUUUUUAGAAUUUUUAAUGUUUUAUAUUGAGAUUUUAAUGUUGUAAACAAAGCCAGUAAACGUAUGGAUUUUAAGUUACACCAUUAAAGAUAUGUGUAAUUUUAUUACUGGAGCAAGAGAUUCAGAAUGACUAAAGAGAUAAAAAAUGCAUAAGGUUUUGGUCUUUGCUGUCAAUGAAAAAAAAUAAUUAAAAUAAAAAUUCUGAAAUUUAAAUCUUAACAGAAUGACAUAUAUAACAAUUUUGAAAAUUCAUUUUCUGGUAUUAAUUUUUACAACUAUUAUCUUGAAAAAUAUGUAGCUUAUUUAUUUGGUUUAUAGAUCAUAGAGAGGCUUAAGAGUACUAGUACCACUUAAUUUAUUAAUAGGUAACAUAUCAGUUUAUGAGCUUUGCUUCCUGAUAGUUAAAGCUGCCUUGAUCACUUGAGUUAUUAUUUAGCCAGCCAUGUCCUACAUUCACAAACUGUGCUUGAUAACAUUUAAACGAUUUGUCACAAACUUUCAGUGAAAUAAACCAUUAUUUUCUCUUAGAUAUUAGUUUUUGAGGAAAGCAUAUUCCAAUUUGAAAAACAUAAAACUUUUGUUAUUCAUUAGACUUUAUUAUUCAUUACAGGUUGUUUCAAAGAUGCCAUACAUUUAAUUAAUUUUAUUUUUCUCAUUUUCAUUGCCUUGCAUUAGAUUAUUUAUAGGGAUAUAAGACUUGUUAUUUUCCUUACUCUUUCUUCAAUUGUCUUUAUAUCCAAACCUCUAUUUACAUUUUAAUUAAUCUUCUAUCAGUUACUUAUGUGAUAAGGAUAUAGGACGAGGUUUAUAGUGUUUUUAUUUUAAUUUUUAAUUUUUUCAUGUUAGAUUGUUUGGUAGAGUUUAGAAUGAAAUACUGCAUUUGUAAGCAUAACACAACAAUUUGUGUAAUUAUAAAUUAUAUAAAAGCAGAGCUGUUUGAACCAGUUUUAUAUAUUCGCUGAGUUGCAUUAAUGUGCAUCAUAUUGAAUGCGUUUUAUGGAAAGUAAAAAGCCUUAAUUCACAUGAGGGUUAAUAUGUCACCUCUACAGACUGGUGUUGAUUUUGUCAUAAAAAUGUUGAUGAUUUUAGUCAAAAUCAAAUUUUCGAAACAAAUUGUUUGGUAUAUUAGAAUUUUAAAGUGGUAAUUUAGAAAUUGCUUUAAAGAUAUUGAAAAAUCAAAUUUACUUCUAAAUUUUAGAAUUAGUAUCAGGUAAAAAUGUGCACGUUUAACAGCUUUUGACUUUUGACAGGAUAACUGGACUGUGUAAAUAAGCUUAUUGUAUUAUAGCAGUGUAGUCAACUGUACUGCAAAUAAAGUUAUAUUGUUAUCCUAGA